AUUCGAAUGCGACAAACCUUGCCUUACCACCUUAUCCACCUCUACAGACUAUCGCAGUAUGGAUGGAGCAUCGAAAGAUGACGCUCUCGAAGUCCCAGACUCUACGGACUGGUUGGAAACCCCACUACGAUCUCUUGCCCAAGUCGAUUCAGCCUUGCGAUGCCAAGUCUGUAGAGACUUCUAUACUACACCAAUGAUUACCUCUUGCUCCCACACAUUUUGCUCGCUAUGCAUACGAAGGAGUCUUAAUAACGACGGUAAAUGCCCGGCAUGUCGAGCGCCAGAGCAGGCAAUGAAGCUGCGGAACAACAAUGCGAUGGAGGACCUGGUUGAUGCUUUCAAGAGGGCAAGGCCAGAUGUAUUAGCAUUUGCUAGAACGCCAACAAGCAUACCGACGAGCUCGGCUUCGAAAAGGAGUCUGGAAGAAGUGGAUGAUGGAGGUGAGGACAUGUCGCCACAGAAAAGGCGGCGUUCAGAGCGAACCAAAUCCUCUUCACAAAAAGUCAUCUCUGUGGCAGACUCAGAUGAGGAAUACACUCUAGACGACACUAUUCCCUGCCCUAUAUGCGAGCAGAAAGUCGUUUUGGCCCACAUCAAUAAGCAUAUUGAUGAUGGUUGCCCAGAAGAACCCCGAGUUACUGUCACGAAAUCUCUUAGUAGAUCUAGCAGAAGCACAGCAAAUCCAACACCAUCAACAGAAAAACCUAGCGCGCGACCCGAACGGUUAGCACAGAUCAGCUAUUCCAUGAUCAAAGACAACCCUUUGAGGAAGAAGCUUACGGACGCCGGAUUAUCAGCAGCAGGUAAUAGACAGCUACUUGAACGGAGAUACACAGAAUGGGUUACCCUCUGGAAUGCGAACUGUGAUGCAACCAAACCUAAGUCCAAGGCAGAUCUAAAGAGGGAACUGGAUAUCUGGGAGAGGACUCAAGGAGGCAGAGCUACUGUAUCGAGCGCGACACAGAUGGGUUCGCAAAUCAGGAAUAAGGAUUUCAAUGGAAAGGGUUGGGCUACGGAUUAUAGCAACGAUUUUCAGCAACUCAUCGCAAAUGCAAGACGAAACACCAAGGCCCCAUCUUCUGCGCCUACCCCGUCGGAACCGGCUGAAAGUACGACACCAGAUGCUGGACUUGUGACAGACACUCCGGACGUGGACACAGUCAUGACAGAAAGACAAGUUGAUGCACCGAUUAUGGUUGAAGAUACGCCUGAAAAGCUAGCUUCUCAGACCAGGUUCUUCCACGAGACCAAUUCAGAACCCCCACCUUCAUCACAGUAUCAAGAAAAACUCGAAGCUCUGGAAGCAGAUGCUGGAUUGGCUUCAAAUAUUGCUACAGUAAGACCUAUGCAACCCUAGCCUUGCAAUAUGCUAAAGCUAUAUGUACCAUAAACCACAACUCCGUAGCGCCGAUAUCAUGUGCAUAUACAAAAUCUAACAAGCUUGAUCAUGCUGCAACAUUCUCCGGAUCCAGUGACAUGCGUUUCAGACUUUCAGUGCUUGUACUAAGCCGUUUCUCCACGUCCGCUUCCUCGCUUUGCUUUUUGGCUGAGCGUUCAACUUCUUCCAAGGCAUCUAGUCGUUUCUUCGUCUCUGCUGCUUCUUGUCUCUCUCUCUCUUCCCUUUCUGCCCUCUCCUUAGCUUCCACCUUCUCUCGUUCUUCCCUCUCCAUAGCCUCGAGCUCGUCAUCAACUUCGCCCUCGUCAACAGCUCCAGCUUGGCCAAUUUCGGUAAUCACAUUUCCAACUUCGUCGACCUGGCUCAUCUGCUCUCGUAGCUGAUCAACAAUAUCAUCGACUCUUUCCACUCCUCCGACCUCUUG
Messenger RNA from Mollisia scopiformis, 1820 nucleotides. RefSeq names its product DNA repair protein rad18. Gene Ontology annotation, molecular function: ubiquitin protein ligase activity; single-stranded DNA binding. Bases 59 to 1357 code for a protein of 432 amino acids. Lineage: Eukaryota; Fungi; Ascomycota; Leotiomycetes; Helotiales; Mollisiaceae. Gene Ontology annotation, biological process: protein monoubiquitination; DNA damage tolerance. The record is from RefSeq and is a predicted model, not a curated record. Gene Ontology annotation, cellular component: Rad6-Rad18 complex; nucleus. The transcript is spliced from 2 exons.